AUGAGCGUCCAAGAGCUGCUCAAGAAGCAGCUAACAACUCCGAAGCUGCUGUUUCAUUUUCUCUUCUGGAGCUUCCACUGGGGAAUGUUCGCCUUUGGAUGGCGCAGGCACAAACAAGCAACAGAUCCUCGACUGGCUGGUCUGAACACACUCACAUUCUCCGUCUGGAUUUCUCGGGGUGCCGGUCUCGUCUUGGCAAUCGACGGCACCCUUAUUCUGCUGCCCGUCUGCCGGACGCUCGUGCGGAUUGUGCGGCCAAAGGUCCGGUUUCUGCCUCUUGACGAGAAUAUCUGGUUCCAUCGGCAGGUCGCCUACGCCUUGCUGCUCUUCGCCAUCAUCCACACGGCUGGCCACUACGUCAACUUCUAUAAUGUCGAGCUGAACCAGGUUCGCCCUGUCACAGCAGUGCAGAUUCACUACACGCAGCCUGGCGGCAUUACCGGUCACAUCAUGCUGCUCUGCAUGCUGCUCAUGUACACGACAGCCCACGCCAAAAUCCGGCAGCAGUCGUUCGAAACGUUCUGGUACACGCACCACCUGUUCAUUCCCUUUUUCCUCGGCCUGUACACCCACACCGUCGGCUGCUUUGUGCGCGACACUGCCGACGCCGUGUCGCCUUUUGCCGGCAAGAAGUUCUGGGACCACUGUCUCGGCUACGAAGGCUGGCGAUGGGAGCUGUUUGCUGGCGGCCUCUAUCUGGUGGAGCGUCUGUACCGCGAAGUCCGAGCCCGCCGCCAGACCCGCAUCACCCGUGUCGUCCGCCAUCCGUAUGACGUUGUCGAGAUCCAGUUUGCCAAGCCGUCGUUCAAGUACAAGGCCGGCCAGUGGCUUUUCCUGCAGGUGCCCUCGGUGUCCAAAUACCAGUGGCACCCGUUCACGAUCACGUCGUGUCCGUACGACCCGUACGUCUCGGUGCACGUUCGGCAGGUCGGCGACUUCACGCGGGCGCUUGGUGACGCCAUCGGUGCCGGAGCCGCCCAGUCGAAGCUGUACGAGGGCGUGGACCCGAUGGGCAUGUAUGAGGUAGCGCUGCAGAACGGUCAGCAGAUGCCGACGCUGCGCAUCGACGGCCCCUAUGGAGCGCCGGCCGAGGAUGUGUUCGACAACGAGAUUGCCGUGCUGGUUGGCACGGGCAUCGGUGUGACGCCGUGGGCGUCGAUCCUCAAGAACAUCUGGCACUUGCGCAACGGGCCCAACCCGCCGACGCGGCUGCGUCGUGUCGAGUUCAUCUGGGUCUGCAGGGACACCACCUCGUUCGAAUGGUUCCAGACGCUGUUGUCGUCGCUCGAGCAGCAGUCGGCCGAGGCGGCACGCAUUCCAGGCAGCAACGGCACCGAGUUUCUCCGGAUCCACACGUAUCUGACCCAGAAGCUCGACAUGGACACGACACAGAACAUUGUGCUCAACUCCGUCGGUUCCGACCACGAUCCGCUGACCGAGCUCAAGUCGCGCACCAACUUUGGCCGCCCUAACUUUGACAAGCUGUUCUGCACCAUGCGCGACGGCAUUCUCAACCGCACCUAUCUCAACGGCCUCGAGGGCAGCGUGAGGACCACCGUCGGUGUCUACUUCUGCGGACCGUCUGCAGCAGCACGCGGCAUCAAGAAGGCAGCUGAAGCAGCAUCUGUUCGGGAAGUCAACUUCCGCUUCUGGAAGGAGCACUUUUAG
Grosmannia clavigera kw1407 is the source of this 1668-nucleotide messenger RNA. RefSeq names its product NADPH oxidase. Gene Ontology annotation, molecular function: superoxide-generating NAD(P)H oxidase activity. Gene Ontology annotation, biological process: defense response; superoxide anion generation. Gene Ontology annotation, cellular component: NADPH oxidase complex; plasma membrane. Lineage: Eukaryota; Fungi; Ascomycota; Sordariomycetes; Ophiostomatales; Ophiostomataceae. The coding region runs from base 1 to 1668 and encodes 555 amino acids. The record is from RefSeq and is a predicted model, not a curated record. The transcript has 5 exons.